AGGGGGCAAGGCGGGGAGGAAGAGGAAGACGCAGGAUCAGAGAGCCUGGCACAUAGACAGGAGACAGGCAAGGAAGAAGAGAGCUGAGAAAGAGACCCAAAGAGAAGCAGAAAGGACAGAGAGAGGGGGAGCACGAGUCAGCGCUGGGACACAGAGGUCCUGCAGGAAGGAGACUAAAGACAGGGCAGACUGAUCGCUGAGACAGAAAGGGAGGUGCUGGGACAGAACCCCAAAGGUAGCUUCCCAGGGAAGCCCAGCUACAGCUCUUCUGGCCCCGACUCCUGCAGGCUCAUGAAAGGAGAGCAGCGUGAGGAGCAGGGGCCCGGCCCCGAACCCGCGGCCCCCCCGCAGCCCACAGAAGAGGAGGAGGCCCUGAUCGAGUUCCACCGCUCCUACCGAGAGCUCUUCCAGUUCUUCUGCAACAACACCACCAUCCACGGCGCCAUCCGACUGGUGUGCUCCCAGCACAACCGCAUGAAGACGGCCUUCUGGGCCGUGCUGUGGCUCUGCGCCUUCUGCAUGAUGUACUGGCAGUUCGGCCAGCUGUUCGGGGAGUACUUCAGCUACCCCGUCAGCCUCAACAUCAACCUCAACUCCGACAAGCUCGUCUUCCCCGCGGUCACCAUCUGCAACCUCAACCCCUACAGGGACACGCAAAUUAAAGGGGAGCUGGAGGAACUGGACCGCAUCACCGAGCAGACGCUCUACGAUCUGUACAAGUACAACUCUUCCAGCACCGUGGGGGCCCACCCCCGCGGUCGUCGCGACCUCGGGGAGACUUGGCCGCACCCCCUACAGCGCCUGGCGGUCCCGGCCCCGCCCUCCCGGGCCCGCCAAGCCCGCAGCGCCAAAUCGAUUGUGCAGGACAACAACCCCCAAGUGGACAGGAAGGACUGGAAGAUCGGCUUCCAGCUGUGCAACCAGAACAAAUCGGACUGCUUUUACCAGACUUACUCGUCAGGGGUGGAUGCAGUGAGGGAGUGGUACCGUUUCCACUACAUCAACAUUCUUGCGAGACUGCGAGACACUUCUCCGGCCCCGGGGGAGGACAUGCUGGACAACUUCAUCUUCGCCUGCCGCUUCAACCAGGCCUCCUGCAGUCAGGCGAAUUACUCUCACUUUCAUCACCCGAUGUAUGGGAACUGCUACACAUUCAAUGGCAAGAACAGCUCUAACCUCUGGAUGUCUUCUAUGCCUGGGAUCAAAAAUGGUCUGUCCCUAACACUGCGCACAGAGCAGAAUGACUUCAUCCCGCUGCUGUCCACAGUGACUGGGGCCAGGGUCAUGGUCCAUGGGCAGGAUGAGCCUGCCUUCAUGGAUGACGGUGGCUUUAACUUGCGGCCUGGUGUGGAGACCUCCAUCAGCAUGAGGAAGGAAGCACUGGACAGGCUUGGGGGCAACUAUGGUGACUGUACCAAGAAUGGCAGUGAUGUCCCUGUGGAGAACCUUUAUCUUUCCAAGUACACACAGCAGGUGUGCAUCCGCUCCUGCUUCCAGGAGCACAUGAUCAAGCAGUGUGGCUGUGCCUACAUCUUCUAUCCACUGCCCAAGAAUGCGGAGUUUUGUGACUACAGGAAGCACAAUUCUUGGGGUUAUUGUUACUAUAAGCUCCAGGAUGCCUUUUCCUCGGACCGCCUGGGCUGUUUCACCAAGUGCCGGAAGCCAUGCAGUGUGACCGGCUACCAGCUAUCUGCUGGUUAUUCACGAUGGCCCUCAGUGACAUCUCAGGACUGGGUCUUCCGGAUGCUAUCCCAACAGAACAAUUAUACUAUUAACAACAAAAGAAAUGGCGUUGCCAAACUCAACAUCUUCUUCAAGGAGCUGAAAUACAAAACCAACUCUGAGUCUCCCUCUGUCACGAUGGUCACCCUCCUGUCCAACCUGGGGAGCCAGUGGAGCCUGUGGUUCGGCUCCUCGGUGCUGUCUGUGGUGGAGAUGGCUGAGCUCGUCUUUGACCUCCUGGUCAUUACAGUCCUCAUGCUACUCCGGAGGCUCCGAAGCCGCUACUGGUCUCCAGGCCGAGGGGGCAGGGGUGCCCGGGAGGUGGCCUCCACUCCAGCCUCCUCCGUCCCCUCCCAUUUCUGCCCCCACGCCACAUCCCCCUCCUCAUCCCCACCAGGCCCUGCGACUUCCCCAGCCUUGACAGCCCCUCCCCCUGCCUAUGCCUCCUUGGACCCCUGCCCAUCUCCAUCCAGCUUGGUGAGGACCAGCGCCUCUGUCUGUACUCUGGGGGAGCCCUGA
Messenger RNA from Enhydra lutris kenyoni (northern sea otter), 2241 nucleotides. RefSeq names its product sodium channel epithelial 1 alpha subunit (gene SCNN1A). The transcript has 13 exons. The coding region runs from base 292 to 2241 and encodes 649 amino acids. The record is from RefSeq and is a predicted model, not a curated record. Lineage: Eukaryota; Metazoa; Chordata; Mammalia; Carnivora; Mustelidae. Gene Ontology annotation, biological process: sodium ion transmembrane transport. Gene Ontology annotation, cellular component: membrane. Gene Ontology annotation, molecular function: ligand-gated sodium channel activity.